AGCUCACAGUGAACCAGCUGGCGGCUCCAUGGAUCCACAAACCACUGGUGGCGCCAUUUCUCCGCAAGAUUCCCAAAGUGGCCACAGCAUACUGUGUACAAAGCCAUUAGAAGAACGUAAAAGGAGCCAUUCACGGCGUUUGCGCAGGAAGCGGAAUAGCGAGUUAUGGCGCAUAUUUCGAUGGGAAACGUCUCCUGGGAUGGGCUUAAUUAUCGGAAUAAGGGUGCCCGCGUUUAGUCCGCGGUAGGAUUCGGGAGUUGUCCGGCUGAUGGCACACUAAACCAGUAAACUACACCGUAAAACCCCGGAGAAGAACUCAUCCUGGUCAUAAAAUCGCAAAGGGAUUUUCUAUCUCCCAUCAGGAGGAAUCAUCACGCAGCGUCCUGACGAAAGGGAAUGGAAAACGAUGUAAGGAGCCGCAGUGGAAGACGUGUUGCAGAUCAGGUGGAGAACAGAGCUGUCAGCUUCUAGCGCUUUGGACACCACCGACUAAUUAAUCUGGCUGCUCGAUGGUAUGUGUCGGCUUUACCUGACAGCCGGCAGAUAGCAGAGGACUCUCCGGAGCUUUAAUGCGUUAGGAGUCCAUUCAUGUCUCGGUUGUUGCAAUGACGUCUGAAUGGUUUUCUUACAUCGAGCGCUGAGACAUUUCGACAUUAAUCCGCCCGAUCGGUGAUCCCGUGUCGGGAAGAGACUGACGGAGGGAUAUGGGAAAGGGAGCGGAACCGAUGCAGUGGGUCUCUGCUAGGCAUCGUCAAAACACAGGGCAGUGAUGCCUGGGAUGGUGAUGUUUCGGCGGCGCUGGUCAGUCGGCAGUGAUGACCUAGUGCUGCCUGCCCUCUUUCUUUUUUUAUUGCACUGUAUCUGGUUGGUGGUACUGUCCGUGGUUCUCUUCGGCCUCGGGUACGGCUCAGACCUGUCGUGCUCCAGCACGCUGGUGGAUCAUGGAAGAGGGUACUUGGGCAUCCUUGUCAGCUGCCUCAUAUGUGAAAGUGCCAUCAUGUGGUUGAGCAUGAGGGGCAGCAUUCUGUACACGCAACCCAGGGAAGCUGUGCAGUAUGUUAUCUACAUCAGACUAGCUAUUCUUCUUGUGGAACUAGUGUAUGCUGUAGUAGGAAUUGCCUGGCUCGUCCAGUAUUACCAGCCGUGCUCUGAUGUCACUGCAAAAAACCUGGCUUUGGGAAUCGUUUCAUGUAACUGGCUGGUGAUCCUCAGCGUUUGCAUUACCCUCAUGUGCACCUUCGAUCCUACUGGACGGACUUUUGUAAAGCUCAAAGCAACCCGUCGGCGACAGCGGAACCUAACUACAUACACUCUUAGACACAGACUAGAAGAGGGCCAGGCCAGCAGCUGGAGCAGAAGACUGAAAUUCUUCAUGUGUUGCACAAGAGCUCAAGAUACUCAAUCGGAUGCAUAUUCGGAAGUUGCCAGUCUUUUUGCGGAGUUCUUCAGAGACCUGGACAUUGUGCCGAGUGAUAUUAUUGCCGGACUCGUGCUUCUCCGUCAAACACAGAGGUCUAAAAGAUCCAAUGUCCUGGGCCAGGCAAACAAUGACAUUAUAGCGUUCUUAUCAGGAAUACCAGUUACUCGUAGUACCAGAUACCUGGACCUCAAGAACUCUGCUGAGAUGAACAUGUACAAGGAGGUGUGUUAUUAUAUGCUCUUUGCCCUGGCUGCAUAUGGUUGGCCCAUGUACCUGAUGAGGAAGCCUGGCUGUGGGCUGUGCCGCCUCGCCAGCUCCUGCCCCUCAUCAGUGUCUGGCUCUCGGUUGUCUCAGUCUGUGACGGUGGAAGAGGACAACUGCUGCGGUUGCAACGUCCUGGCCAUACGCAGACAGUUCCUCGAUCAGGAUCUCAAGCAGGUUCACAUUGUCUACACAUCCUGCCAUGAUGCUGUUUACGAAACUCCGUUCUUUGUGGCGGUGGAUCAUGCAAAAAAGAAAGUCGUCAUCAGUAUCAGGGGGACCCUUUCACCAAAGGACGCCUUGACUGAUCUGACAGGAGACUCUGAACGUUUGCCGGUGGAGGGGCAGCAUGGGACCUGGCUUGGUCACAAGGGAAUGGUUUACUCAGCAGAAUACAUUAAGAAGAAAUUGGAGCAGGAAAUGAUCUUGUCACAAGCUUUUGGAAGAGACUUGAGCAAGGGCACCAUGCAUUAUGGGCUGGUGAUAGUCGGGCACUCUCUUGGGGCAGGCACUGCUGCUAUCCUCUCCUUCCUGCUCAGACCUCAGUACCCCACACUCCACUGCUACUCUUAUUCUCCACCUGGUGGCCUUCUGAGUGAGGAUGCCAUGGAGUACUCCAAAGAGUUUGUCACAUCUGUGGUAUUAGGAAAAGACCUCGUGCCAAGGCUCGGCCUGUCUCAGCUGGAGGGUUUCAGACGGCAUCUUCUGGAGGUCUUACAGAAAAGUAACAAGCCAAAGUGGAGGAUCAUUGUGGGCGGUACCAAAUGCAUCCCGAAAUCAGAGCUUCCAGUGGAGGACGACGAUCCUCCAUCUCAGUCCACAGCGCCCCCCAGCAGCCGCCUGUGGCUACACGCUAGUGACCUCAGCAUCGCACCGUCGGCCUCCACACCUCUCUAUCCUCCUGGCAGGAUCAUCCACGUGGUGCACAACCAUCCACCAGAGUCAUGGUGCGGACAGGAAGAGCCGACUUACUCUGCUCUCUGGGGAGACAACAAGGGGUUCGACGAGGUCAUCAUAUCGCCAGCCAUGCUGAAUGAGCACAUGCCUCACAUGGUUAUGGAGGGCCUAAAUAAGGUGCUGGAGAACUACAAUAAAGGAAAAACGGCUCUCUUGUCAGCAGCCAAGAUCAUGGUGAGCCCCACCGAAGUAGACCUGAACCCAGAGACCAUUUUUGAGGAUGCGGCUUCUCAGGAGCCGACGCCCAUGGCGGCCCACCACCGCAGGAAUAGCAGCGUUCGAGAAAAACCUUUGUUACGUUCGUGUGCCCAGUCUGAGAUAUCUCUGGAUGGUUUCUCUGAGUGCCCUCCUCCCCCAGUUCCUGUAGUGCUGCGUGGAGCACGGGAGCGGCUAACGGUGGAGCUUAGGGACCGUAAAGCUCCACUGGCCGUCAUGGAAAGCCUCUCAGACGCAGAGUCCCUCUACAGCCUGGAUUCCCGGCGCUCCUCAGCGGCCUUCAGAGGGUCGCCAAUGCUGGGUAGUUUACCGUUCCCUUUGGAUGCCCCAAUACCAGAGGAGAACCCAUCUCUCAGUUCCCGGACUGAACUGUUGGCUGCAGAUUGCCUCUGCCAGGCCUCACCAGAGCACCUCGGUGAAGUUGGGCCGUUCUUUACCCCACAUGAAUGCAGAUCCACUCCAGAUUACCCCAUGAAGCUUUCUCCUGCCACGCCACGCUACAGCGGACCCCACUCCCCAGCUCUUUUAAAUCUGCCUAUCAAACACGAGCCUAACGCAGCAUCAGCAAUGGUUAAUGAUGCAGAUCAGAUGCCGGGUGUCUACAGCCCAGGGAGCACUCCAAACGCUCCCCUAAGCCCACAGAUUGGUUCUAGAUUAACGGAUCUUAAAAGAGAGGAUUUAGGGUUUGAGACGACAGAGAAACCAUUGAGUGAAGAACCCAGUCUGGCAGCUUUUACUGCUCCACCUCCGCUUACUAAUGGGAACCCCAGUCAGGCUGUGCUAGAGUUUGCCCAGUACUUAGACUCUCUCUUUAGAUUGGAUGGUAGCAGCUCGCCGCCCCUGGACCUGUCUGAUGGGGAGUCGGAGUCUGGGAGGGGCUCCUUUGGACAGAGUGAGUGUCUCGGAGAUGGACAGCAGCUGGAUGAUGCGCAACUGCUGGCCAGAGCGACAAUGGAGCCUAACCUUGUUCCCAAACCUCCACGCACUUUUGCUGGCUCUGCCGAUCCUUCUUCAGGCAUAUCAUUGUCCCCAUCAUUUCCUCUCUCCUCAUCAGAGGAGCUCAAUGACCUUUCACCAAGCGAGGGCGUCCUGCCAGUAAUAAACUCCCUACGAACAUCCAGCCCCUGCCACUGUCCUGAAGAGAACACGCUCUCAUCAGUAGUUUAGGGUGUUCUGGAGGCUUUGCUCCAAACGGAGAGGUCAGGUGAUUUAAACAUAUCCCGACACAUCCACAGAAUGGAAUCCUGACACUCCGAGAUCCAGUGAGCAGACCUAAUGGACCAACGCACACACUACAUUCAUUCUUCAGGUGUCUCUUUUCAACAUUUUCACAGUAUUGCAAUGACAACAAAAAAAGAAGAUGCCUCUCUCUGUAUGCCAGGGUGCUGUGCUGCUUCGCAACUGUAGCUUCACAAUGCCAAUCCAGAACAAUGUCUAACCCACAUGGGGACAUUUUUACAUUUCGUCUAGUUCCCUGAUUUAGCAAAAGCAAAGGGAGAACCAUUAACUGAGCAGGUAAUCAGAAACUGAUGCUGUCGGAACGGUUAGCAGAGGCACAACAUCUUGGUCGGUGUACUGGACCUCUUCCUGCUUCUUCAGCUGUUCUGAGAACUUGACCAGCUUCAGUUUUAUUUCAUCAUGUUUUGGUUGUUUUCUUUUUUUGUUUAUUUUUUUAGAAAUCCAGAAUGUGAAGAUGGGAUAUUUGUUUAUAAAAAGAAGUUAAAAAAAAAUACAAAACAAUAAGAAACGUUCCUCAGGUCUACAAAGAACUGACUUGGAGAAAGAGAGUGCGUGAUGUUGGUGAGAAUACCCGUGUCUUAAACAUUAAGUGAUUGUGACGAAGUUAUAUCAGAUGCCUAUGGAUGUUUUUGAAGUCUUUUGGUUACACUUUAUAUUGCAUGGCAAUUUUUUUAUUAAGUUAUUCAAAGGGGAACCUGUCACUAAGCCACCUAGAUUGACGUUUUUGUUACUCUUUACACACAUUGUUCAGUUUACCACUUUUGCCAAAAAAGAAAAAAACAACACCUUGUCUUGCCAAAUGUAUUUAUGAGAUGUAAUUUUUUAAAUAUAUAUGUAUAUUACCUUAUUUAAGCACAGGCUUAGUUCAGUAUUUCCUUUCUAGUUAUUCUGUCAGUUCCCAUCCAGACUGUUACACCACAGAGACAAUGUCAUCCAGACAUUAAAAUGCUGCCAUACCUGUCAUGUAAAAAAAAACAACAAAAACCUGAGCACGCUGGGGUUAAACCAAUAUCAAACUUGCUAAUUGUCUUAAAAUAUCUUGUUCAGAAAGUUUGCAUGCCUAAUUCAUUUCAAUGUAGCAUGGCUUGUAUAUAACAAGUCUUGUCAUCAAGUCGCAGUAAAGAUGCUCUGAACUUGUCCAGAAAGGAAGAAAAUAGUCACCGUAUCUCGAUCAUUAUUACGUAACCCAAGUUUAGACUAGUGGUUAAUCCGCAGUCAAAGUGUAUCAGGAGGUGUUUUUGUAUUCCUACUGACGGUGCUUUCAUGUUUGAAGGUCAACUGUUUUACUUCCCUUUAAUCCGGCUUAUCCUAUUUAACGUUGGACUGACUUCUCGAAUGGCAUUCAGUCAUCCAUAGCACUUUGAGUUUGACAAGUUGCUCAUGUUUUGCAAUUUUUAAUACAGUAAAUGUUGUCACUUUUAACACUAUAUUUGAUGGGUUUUAUUAGUCCUGCAAAAGAAUGGCUUUGGUGUCGUCGUUCUCCUAUGUUUUUAGGACAGUAUGGGGGAAACUCAUCCCAGAUGCAAGUUCUCUAUAAGGAGCCGUCUUUCCCCUUUUCUACGAGUAAUGUGUAACAUUCUGCCAUGGCAUGCUUAUGUUUUUACAUUUGUUUUGUUUGUCUUUUAGUAAUCUUCACCAAUUCCUCAAAGUGAUUAGACCUGCUGCAAAACAACAUUUGAUGCCACUCUCAAGGCCUCACUAACCAUUUGCACAGCUUCUGUAAUGGGAAAUAGAUCUACUAUAGUUACAGCAAACUGGUUUAAAUGAGACAUUAAUUAGACCCUAUUACCAGUCCUGGUAGGCACAUUAAUGUCGGACUGUUUCUACUUGCAGUAGCUUUGCCUGAAGUUGAUCAAAGACUAAACUCUACCAAUAGAAAGUACAAUUUUUUUUCUCCAUUGUGAUGUGUACAGCACUGUCUUUUACGUGUACUUAUUUGUGCAGAUAUCUGUAAGAUGAAUUCCCAUAGAGUCGUGUAGAGAACAACUAUAUAACAAUAAGACUUCUUAAAAAGAUCAGUACUGACAUGUAGAAGAAAAAUCAAGCUAUUUAUUUAAGGUAUUGGCAGAUUUGCAAAUUCAUCUAUAUCAAAAAAGAAAUGAUUCAACUAUGUCUUGUCCAUGUUUACCUGGUUUGCAUCCCUUCCUUUCCUGCCCCACAUUGAGAAUGUAUUUAACCCCUUUCCCCCACUGCCCUGCCUGUAAUGAAAUAAACUACAAACUAUUGGAGAAAACAA
Molecule: messenger RNA, 6329 nt
Organism: Cyprinodon tularosa
Lineage: Eukaryota; Metazoa; Chordata; Actinopteri; Cyprinodontiformes; Cyprinodontidae
Gene: dagla
Product: diacylglycerol lipase, alpha
Exons: 21
Coding region: 770-4021 (1083 amino acids)
Biological process (GO): lipid metabolic process
Cellular component (GO): postsynaptic membrane; dendrite membrane
Source: RefSeq, a predicted model, not a curated record